AACAAUUAAAAAAUGUCGGAAUCGUGUCAGGACGGUAAUUGUCAAGGAAAUAAUGAAUAUGGACCUGAAGAAUCGCCUACCAAACUCAUUGUCAAUUACAUUCCUGAAGUCAUGACCCAGGAUAUGAUGUUUUCUUUAUUUUCAACAAUGGGCAAAUUGGAGAGUUGUAAGUUGAUAGCAAAUCGAGGCUAUGGAUUCGUCGAGUACACACGUCCGGACGAUGCAGUUAAAGCUCGUAAAGCGUUCAACGGUCUACUGAUGCAGAAUAAGACUCUCAAAGUGUCACACGCAUUACUUAAUCCAGAACUUAAGCCACCAACAAAACCUGAAGCCGACUGGAAUCUCUACAUUUGUAACCUACCUAAUGAAUUGACCUUGCAAGGUUUACAUGGAUUAUUUGCACAAUUCGGCAGAAUAAUUAAUUCACGCAUUGCCGCUGGCAUAGCUUUUGUAUUAUAUGAGCAUCAGUAUGAAGCAGAGCGAGCUAUUCAAAAUAUAAAUGGGUCAACACCACCAGGGUUUCUGCAUCCCUUAACAGUUAAGUAUGCUAAUAAAAGUAAUCCUCAUAAGCAUAAAAAUAAUAAUAAUACUUUUACAAAAAAUACCAUAGUGAGGCCUUAUCAAUGGAUUAAUCAUAUUAGUGCUGUGGGUGAACAUAAUUCACCAAAUACAUGGUCUAUUUAUAUUUAUAAUAUUGCUUUGGAAGUAGAAGAGUUAACUCUUUGGCAACUUUUCGGUCCAUAUGGUGCUAUUGUUUCAGUUAAGAUUAUUAGGGAUCAUCAGACUAAUAAAAGUAAAGGAUAUGGUUUUGUUACAAUGAGAAAUUACGACCAAGCUGCGAUGGCAAUACAAGCAUUAAACGGAUAUCUAUUGCACGGUCAACCUCUCUCUGUAAGUUUCAAAACGCAAAAGAGAUAAUGUUGACACGAAAGACUUUAAAAACGAUACAGUAAUAAUAAAAAUAGACAAAAGUAAUAACAUUAUGAUAAAAUUAAUUGGCUGAAACAAACAACGCACUGAAUACUUUUAAGACACAACACCACACACUGCAACUGCGUGUAAAGUCAGUUGGAUUCUUAUUUAAAUAUUGUGUUACUUUGAGCUAUCAACAUUGUUAAGUUUGUUUAUGAGUAAUAAUUUAUUCAUUUAGCUCGUUGAAUGUUUCAAGUUUACUAGGAUUUUAAGAUUUGUAUUGAUAUGUUUGUUAUUUGGAAGUUCAAUGUCAGUUUUGAACUAUUUGCUUUGAUCAUUAUUUUUAUCUAUUAUAUAAGCAUAUUAUGAAAAAAUUUGAUGAAAGUGCUUUUACAAGAUCUUACUAAUUAAUAAGCCACAUUGAAAUGUUUAAUCAGCUACUAGUUUUAGUUGUACACUUUUUAUAACAUGAUAUGCUAUUAAGGCAAUAAAACGAAAUCUAGAUUAUAUAAUAUUUAUACAUUUAGUAUAAAAUUUGCUGAAUUAAAGUUCAUUUUCAUAAUUUUAAAA
Molecule: messenger RNA, 1482 nt
Organism: Bombyx mori (domestic silkworm)
Lineage: Eukaryota; Metazoa; Arthropoda; Insecta; Lepidoptera; Bombycidae
Gene: Elav
Product: Elav protein
Exons: 1
Coding region: 13-918 (301 amino acids)
Cellular component (GO): ribonucleoprotein complex; nucleus
Molecular function (GO): mRNA binding
Source: RefSeq, marked provisional